CUUCGGCUGCUGCUUCGUCUUUGUUCAUGUGUGUACUUUCCUCAGCGAAACAAAGCGCGAAACAAUCCCCUUGUUGGUGAACCCUGGUCUAGCUGGACGUGGGAUAUCCUGUCUCCCGAACACAACGCCAGCCAACACUUCCCAGAGACUUCAAAUAACCAUCAUUGGGUCUCUCGCCUGGUUGAUUGACAGGGGUCAUUUCAAGUUUUCUCGUGCAAUUCCUCCUGGACAAGAUUCUCUGGACAGAGCUGGUCUCUCGUACAAGAAGUCCCUAGCGGCACCCCGACGUCGAUUGUAGAGUCUUCUUCCCAUUCGUUUUUUCUUUUCACUUCUCCUUAUCAAAAGAUGCAUUCCCUUCUUCUCUGCUCGUCCCUGGUUGGACUUGCUUCUGCAGCAGAGCUCGAAAAGCGCCAUGGAGGCUUCUCGGUGUACGAGAUGCUCAACGACGACCUCGCACGUCUCAGUCUGAUGGUCCUAGGCCUGAUGGCUGCCUUCAUCUAUGUAUGGAAGAUGUGGCACCGCCUGGCAAGCCAUAUGAGACGCCUCGCGAGCUUUACCAAUGAGCGCCAACGAUACUUCGUUUCCCCCCACGGCAUGCUCGCAAAGAUCAACAACUAUAUCAUCUAUGCUCCGUUAUUCCGCACCCGACACAAUCGCGAGUUUCAGUUGUCCCGGGCCGUCAACAUGGGAACGCUGCCGAGCCGUUUCCACUCGUUUCUUUUGGUUGGUAUCGUCGCCAUGAACAUCGUCCUUUGCGUCGUCACUGUGCCCUAUGGGUCGUCAGAGACCACAGUUGCGGGCCUGAUCCGCAACCGCACCGGAACCAUGGCGACUGUGAACCUUAUUCCUGUGGUGCUUAUGGCCGGCAGGAACAAUCCCCUGAUCACCCUGCUUCAGGUGCCUUUCGACACCUUUAAUUUGAUCCACCGUUGGCUCGCUCGGAUUGUCGUCCUACAGUCACUUGCGCAUGUGUUUGCCUGGGCUAUCCCCAAGGCUCAGAAAUCUGGUUGGGAUGUCAUUGGAAUGGUUUUUGGCGAGAGCAGCUUUAUGUUGAAUGGGCUGAUCGCCGCAUGCGCCUUCACUGCCCUCCUCGUGCAUUCGCCCUCCCCCAUCCGCCAUGCAUUCUAUGAGACCUUCCUCCACCUUCACAUGGUGCUGGUUGCGCUUUCGUUCGGCUUCUUGUGGCUGCACUUGGAUGGCAUGGUUUCUCAAAAUUACCUUCUCGUGGCCGUUAUCUUCUGGGCCCUCGAGCGAGCCGCCCGGAUUUUCAUCAUUCUGUACCGCAACUGUGGGAGGGAGUCCACGACGGCGCAUAUCGAGGCCCUCCCGGGCGACGCAAUGCGGAUUACACUGAAGAUGACACGUCCCUGGGCCUUCCACCCCGGUCAACACAUCUACCUAUACAUCCCAUCUGUUGGAUGGUGGAUGAGCCACCCGUUCUCAGUCGGGUGGAGCGAGGCUGAAGAAUUCCCCGCGGGCGAAAAAGGCAUCCCCAUGACACAGCAAGACUUGGUGAGCUUGAAGAAAACAACCAUUUCCUUGCUGGUGCGUCGGCGAACCGGAUUCACCGACAAACUGUUCCAACGUGCCCAAAAGUCUACCGGGGGGCGUGUGUCCCUACGGGCGUUCGCUGAAGGGCCGUAUGGCAGCAUCCAUACCAUGGACUCCUACGGCACAGUCAUGCUCUUUGCCGGCGGUGUUGGAAUCACGCAUCAAGUACCAUUUGUUCGCCAUCUCGUCAAAGGCUUUGCUGAAGGAACCGUGGCUGCCCGUCGCGUCACCUUGGUCUGGAUCAUUCAGUCCCCCGAACACCUCGAGUGGAUUCGGCCCUGGAUGACCAGCAUCCUCGCCAUGGACCGUCGCCGGGAAGUGCUUCGGAUUAUGUUGUUUAUCACCCGGCCGCGCAACACCAAGGAGAUCCAGAGCCCCAGCGCUACCGUUCAGAUGUUCCCCGGUCGACCCAAUGUGGACACUCUGGUCGGCCUGGAGGUCGAGAACCAGAUCGGGGCUAUGGGUGUGCUCGUUUGCGGAAACGGAAGCCUGAGCGACGAUGUUCGUCGGGUCUGCCGCAAGAAACAGGACCAGACCCAGGUGGAUUUCAUCGAAGAGAGUUUUACGUGGUAAGGCUGGGCUGAGGGUUCCUUUAUAAAUGGGGCGGUCAUUUUGGCCCCAUUUCGCCCCCGUCCCAACCAGGCUUGGAAGCCAUGUCUCAUUCGCUCACUUUGAUUAUCUCUACGAGUUGCUCUCGUGUCGGAUUCUGCCGGUGUUUUUUUGGGUUGCUAUUGGUUUAGGGUAUAUAGUUGUCUUUCUGCGUGGCUCCGAGCUUCCGG
Molecule: messenger RNA, 2330 nt
Organism: Aspergillus sclerotioniger CBS 115572
Lineage: Eukaryota; Fungi; Ascomycota; Eurotiomycetes; Eurotiales; Aspergillaceae
Product: ferric reductase family protein
Exons: 4
Coding region: 346-2124 (592 amino acids)
Biological process (GO): iron ion transport; intracellular iron ion homeostasis; copper ion import
Cellular component (GO): plasma membrane
Molecular function (GO): ferric-chelate reductase activity
Source: RefSeq, a predicted model, not a curated record